This is a messenger RNA of Cylindrotheca closterium, 582 nucleotides long. Lineage: Eukaryota; Bacillariophyta; Bacillariophyceae; Bacillariales; Bacillariaceae. The record is from the annotation of a GenBank genome assembly.
AUGCAAUCACUAUUGCUGUUGAUAAUAUUGUGUUGCUGGUUAGCUGCCUCUGAAGCAUUCACCAGCAAUGUUCCACUUUCAACGUUUUCCACAAAACUGACAGCCGAAGAAAGCGACAACAACGAGAAUGAUGAAAACCCGCCACCAAGUGACGAAAACGACGACGACAACACAGGGGAGAUUGCCCGGGCGACUGUCAAGAUUGAUGAUGGCGGUUCUGACCUUACUGAUAGAUUCAAAUAUAAAGUCAAUGCAUUGAUGGGAGUAUUUGAUCCUCAAAAUGGUGAGGACGACGAGCGACAGGAAGGCAACAUCCUCAAUGCCAUGCUCAAUUUUCCAGUCCGAUACACGUUCAACAUUGUUGGAAAGACCAUGGGUGAUGAAGCCAAGAAAGAGGCAUAUAUAGAUGCUGUAAAACAAGCUGUGGUGGCAACGGCUGGUGACGAUAUUGUAUGCAAAAUAACCCCAAGGGGAAAGAAUUUUGUUAAGGUUCAGUGUGAAGCUGAAGUUCUGAAUGCAGGAAUGAUCAACACAAUCUAUGACGAAAUAGAAAAGAUAGAUCAGACAGUAAUGAGGUUUUAG